GAAACUUUACCUUUCUCUCUGUUACAUCCUUCUCUCUCCAUGGACUCUACGAUAAUAUCUCUCCGGUCUCUCAAUUGCAAUAAAGUCUAGGGUUUUACUAGUUCCGUCGAGAAUUAAGGUACUCAAACCUUGAACCUCCGUCGUUUUGCUUUAAUUCCGACCUCCCUUCUUUAUCAAUAACUUGAUCAUCUUCUUCGGCAGCAUCUAGGGUUCUUCCUCCAAAUUUUUUUGCCGCUCAAUGUCAUGCUAGCUGCUUUAUCAGAUUCUCUUUUUCUGAGUUCUUGCUUUUGAGCUGGAAAUGUCAAAUGAAGAAGUUUUAAAGGCUGUUUUCCCUUUAUUGGAAGGCGUGGAGCUCGCUUCAUGCAUGGCAGUGUGUAAGCAGUGGAGGGAUGUAGCCUUGGACGAUUACUUUUGGAAAUGUCUGUGUGCCAAGAGGUGGCCGUCAAUCUGUAAGAAACCUAAGCCUCCCACAGUGACCUACUACAAGCUGUAUCAAACUUUUUAUAAGCGCCAGCAGAGUCGAAUCCUUCCCCCUCCAAGGAUUUCCUUUGAUGAUUUGGACUUUUAUAUAGACAUUUGGACUGAAGAUCGAUUGCUCUUCUCUGAAGUGGUUCCAGGCCCUAUCCUACAGGCUGGUUUUAAGAUCCCACCAUCAGGAAUUUGCGACAAGCUUAGAUUUCAUAUUGAUGGCCCCGAGUACAAGAUGACUCUACCCAUUGAGCCGAGAUUCACUGUUCCAGUCAGCCAGACUGUGAGCGUUUCUGUGCUUGUUGAGCGCAAGGAUUCCAAUAUGGUUGCUUGUGUAAUCAAUAAAUCUGUAUUUGAUUAUGUUGAUCGGUCAGCAUAUAGGGCCAUGGCAUUUGACUUCCUUGACUUCUCACCUGUCUACCCUUUUGUUUCCGGCAUCCGGGCAUGGAUUUCUUUGCUUUUCAUGGACGACGGAAGCGAAGGUGUUUUUGAUGUUUUUGGGAUUCAAAUGGAUUUCUGUGAUGCUGCGAACUCCAAGGAAGAGGUUUUGUGGCUAUUGGACAUGCUUGAUUGGAAGUAAAGAACUGAAUUGUAUAGACCAUGAAGAGAAGGGAAGAGUCACCACCAACAUUGGUCUUACCAUUAAUGUCUUUCUUUUCUCUUGUUCCUGCAUGUGGUGGCUGCUAAAGGAGAAUUGUGCCAACUCUAUUAUUUAUGAAUGUUCCAUGUCUGUACAUACUAUUUUACUUUUUCUUUUCCAAUUAAAUAUGAACAUCUUUAUUGUUGUAUCUAAGUGUGUUGCAUAUUCUGUAAGCAUUUCAUCUACCUGAAAAAGGAGCAAUCUAUGAACUGUUUAUGUAUUGAAAUUUAAGCUCUGUAACAGUAUAUUGUCUUUGCAUAAAUUUGAUGUCACUGUUUCUACUUC
Morus notabilis is the source of this 1393-nucleotide messenger RNA. RefSeq names its product F-box protein At5g39250. Lineage: Eukaryota; Viridiplantae; Streptophyta; Magnoliopsida; Rosales; Moraceae. The coding region runs from base 299 to 1048 and encodes 249 amino acids. The transcript has 2 exons. Gene Ontology annotation, molecular function: protein binding. The record is from RefSeq and is a predicted model, not a curated record.